AAUGCCAGUGCGGCCGCCUCAGCCAAUUACAGUUCAUGGUCUGGCAACCUGUACCGGCCCUUUUCGGUGUUCAGCGUCCUCACGCUGACCCUGCUGGCCAUGCUGGCAGCCGCCACGUUCGUGUGGAAUGCCCUGGUGCUCGCCACCAUCCUGAGGGUGCGCACCUUCCACCGCGUCCCUCACAACCUGGUGGCCUCUAUGGCCAUGUCCGACGUGAUGGUGGCCGUGCUGGUCAUGCCACUCAGCUUGGUGCACGAGCUAAACGGAAGACGCUGGAAGCUGGGCCGGGCCCUCUGCCAGCUCUGGGUCUCCUUCGACGUCCUCUGCUGCACGGCCAGCAUCUGGAAUGUGACCGCCAUCGCCCUGGACCGCUAUUGGUCCAUCACCCGGCACCUAGAAUACACCCUGAAGACCAGGAAGAGGAUCUCGAAUGUGAUGAUCGCCCUCACCUGGCUCCUGUCGGCGGUCAUCUCCCUGUCGCCGCUCUUCGGCUGGGGCGAGACCUACUCGGAGGACCGGAUGGGUUGCCAAGUCAGCAGGGAAGCCUCGUACACCAUAUUCUCCACUGUCGGAGCCUUUUACCUGCCUCUCUGCGUCGUGCUGUUCGUUUACUGGAAGAUAUACCGGGCCGCCAGGUUCCGAAUUGGAUCCCACAAGACCAACACCAUCACCCCAAUGGCAGACGUGGUGGAGGUGAAAGAGGCAUCCCGUCAACCCCAGCUAGCAUUCCGUACACGGCACGCCACGGUGACCUUCCAGGCGGACGGGGACUCGUGGCGGGAGCAGAAGGAGCGACGUGCCGCGCUGAUGGUGGGCAUCCUGAUCGGGGUGUUCGUGCUUUGCUGGAUUCCCUUCUUCACGGCAGAGCUAGCCCAGCCGCUGUGCUCCUGCGACAUGCCCCCGCUCUGGAAGAGCGUCUUCCUCUGGCUCGGCUACUCGAACUCCUUCUUCAACCCGCUCAUCUACACCGCCUUCAACAAGAACUACAACAACGCUUUCCGGAACCUGUUCAGCCGGCAGCGUUGACACCUGUCCUGUUUGGAGCUCAGGGGGUCCAUUGUGCAGAUUCUGAAAGGUCCAAUGUACUCCCAUUCUGCCCAAAAAGUACAGCUCCCUAAAGGCAGGCUGCUUUGACUAAAGCCUCCUGUUGCUUAACACUAAACACACGUGAAACCGCAGAGAGAUAAAUCUGUCGGCACUCGGGAAGCCGAGCCGACGAUCCAGAAGCUGAUCGUUGUCCAUGUCUGACGUCUGUCUUCCUCCGUCACACACUGGCUCACAAAUAGAAUUUUCCAUUAACCAGGGAGUAGUUGUGCUGAGAGUGGGGUUCGGGGGUAGGAGCGGGGAUGAGCUCUCGCUCGGAGUAUCAAGCAGAUCUCCUUCUGGAAGCUUCCUCCAGAUGCUGGGGUGGAGACUUGGCACACGGAUAUGCUCUGCUGCACCUUGGGACUCUUGGACUCAAGUUUGAUGACCUAGUCCUGAUGUUCUCCAAAAUAUGACACUAAACAGCUGAUCGAACAGACACUCAUGUGCUCAUUAUGUACCGCAGUCUGUACGCUCUGAAAAUUCCCAGCGAGCGUUUAUUCAUCUGCUCCUCUUUCCAUCUUCGAAAAAAAGAAAAUGUGAUCUUCUCCAUUCUCUAGCGCUUGUCAGCUACAGGAAGGCAAAGAGAUUUAGGAGCCAGACUAUGAAAGCUAGUAGUGGAUCAGUUGUCAUGGUUAGAUUUGAUAUUUACAGACACAAUUUAGGUUCAUAGCUGGUUAAAAUAUAUACAUAUAUGUGGUCUAUGUAUCCUGGAUUAAGAAUGUCUGUUAAGAUGUAGCGAAACAUGUAAACGUGAAGGGAAUGCUUGUCUCUUAAUGACAGGUGAGGAGUGCUUGUCAGUACAGUGGCAAAAGGCUUGUUGUCAACACCAGAUUUGUGCUGCAAGUCACACACAUCUAGGUUCAAAGUAUGAAAGUGCCGUCUGUAGGACAGGAGUUCGGAAGAGUGGAUGUUAUUACCUCACAGAGGAUUUGAGUUCUUAAGCCACAUCCUGCCACCCAAGGCAGGGAAAUG
Molecule: messenger RNA, 2058 nt
Organism: Brienomyrus brachyistius
Lineage: Eukaryota; Metazoa; Chordata; Actinopteri; Osteoglossiformes; Mormyridae
Product: 5-hydroxytryptamine receptor 5A-like
Exons: 2
Biological process (GO): adenylate cyclase-activating adrenergic receptor signaling pathway
Cellular component (GO): plasma membrane
Molecular function (GO): G protein-coupled serotonin receptor activity
Source: RefSeq, a predicted model, not a curated record